Drosophila melanogaster (fruit fly) is the source of this 3720-nucleotide messenger RNA. It is a transcript of the gene HP5, whose product is annotated as heterochromatin protein 5. The transcript has 4 exons. The record is from RefSeq and is marked reviewed. The coding region runs from base 292 to 2805 and encodes 837 amino acids. Lineage: Eukaryota; Metazoa; Arthropoda; Insecta; Diptera; Drosophilidae.
GCGGUAUCUGCGCACGGGCACACCAGCUAGAUGGCGUCUUUAGGAGUGUGUAAAAUUAAUCAGGAAAGUUACCUGAAUGCAAACGCGAUUUUAAAAGUCGCAUCUGCUGAUUAAGUGGGCAAAUCGAGUGCUCCUCGCGCCACAAUUAGUCCGUGGUACAGUGGCCUCACUAAUUGCGCAAAACACACAUCUGUAAGCGCAUAUUAACCGUAUAUUUUAAAGCGGUAAAUCUGCGCUCUUUGCUAAUUUUCAUUUUCGUGGGAAAAUCGCAAAGGGCUGAAACCUGCGAUAAUGGAUAUUUUUGAUAUGGUCAAAGCGGCGCCGCCGCCGCAAACUAUUAAUCCGGUGGACACCAAGCUCUCCACUCCGUCGCCCAUACCGCCCGAUUCGCCAAUCGACGUAAAUGACCUCCUGGAGAGUGGAAACCAAUUGGACGAGAAUGACUUGCGCAUGUCGAGAAAAUCAAAGAAUGUCGAACAGUGCAGCAUUGAUCUGUUUGAUUCGGAAACAUCAUUCGACCAUCUCGACGAGUCAUUGGCCAAGAGGAAGCGUAAGAGCGUGGCUAACUCAAAACCAAACAAAAGCAGGAAAUCCACUGUCUCUGCAUCGACGCCGCACAACAAGAGGCCAAAAGUGUCCAUUGACGACGACGGCGAGGCCAUCGAGGAGGACCAGCAAUCGAUGGUGGUCGUUCCCACCAAGACGAAGGCUCAGCAAAAGAUGUUCAGCGAUCAGCAGUCGCCGAAUGUUAAAAGAAAGGUGCGGGUGCUAUUACGUCGCCUGAAACAGACAGAAAUCGAUUCGGCCGUCGAAUCUUUGGCCAAUUCAUCAUUUAUCAAUGUGCCCGAGAUCGUUAACCAGAGCGGUACUAGUGGCCGUAGCAGGCACAAAAAGAGAAAAACGUCACCUAAGAAACAAAAGUCAUCAACAGCGCAGACCAAUUUCCACAUCAAAGUUCCUUUGCAGAAUGGCGCCAAAAAGCGUGCUCUGAACCACUCGUUGCGCGCUCAUACACCGCCGCCCAGUUUGGCCAAGAGUUCUGAAAGCACACACUCCGCACUGAAGCGAAGUCCCAAGCCCAAGAUCAAGGCGAAGAGAUUAUCCAGUCGCGGACGCAACACCGAUCCGGAUUUGGUUAAGCGUUAUGGCGCGCAUUUCUUUGGCUGUGUGGUGAAGGUGAGGAGGACGCGUUUACCAAGUGCCAAGUGGCCUGACUGCAAACCGCCUCCCAUUGGCGACGGAGUUGUCAGGAAGGUGUAUCCCAAGAAGGCGGUAUCCUUCAGCGAGGCCGUCGAGAUUCUGGGCAGCCCCGGGGGUCCAUCACGUCGGUCUACUUUCGGUUCGCUUUCAUCGAGAGGAGCUCCGAAACCGACACGACUGCAGCGUGUGGAUGCCACUGGCAAUGUGCUGGAGGACAUAGCACUGACCUCCACGCCGCUCUUCUCGUCAUCUUCUGGAGGCUCGCGCGAGCGGGUUAGGCGCCGCUCAUGCAACGGUACGCCUGUGGUCGGAAGGCUCAAGUUACGCAGGUUGGGCCGCCUAAGCAUAGACAACAGCUCCUCCAGGUCUGAUGGAGGUGGAGAUAAUGAUGAUGACGAUGAGGAGUAUAUAGUGCCCAACGAUGUGCCGGGGUCCCAGAGAUCUGGAACGCCUCCGCCCAAGAAAAAGAAGAUAUCCUUCACCACGACCAUCAGUGAUGAUGAGGACGAAAAGCCGGUACUAAAAAAGCAGAAGGAUGCACAAAAAAAGCAGCCAAAACCCCUAAAAGAAAGAUCAAACAAAAAGACGGACAAGAUGCUAAACGAAAAGGAGACGACUGACAAAAUGCAAACGAAAAAGGAGAAAAAAACGGAAAACUCACCAGUUGUGGAAAUUGAAUCCUCCGAUCCUGAUGUCGAAAUCAAACCACCAGUGAAGGAAAUCGAAACGAAUGAGCGAGAGGGAGACGCACACGAAACUGAGACAAAUGAAGUAGAAAGAGAUAGAGAAGAACAAUUUGUGGAUGCAACAGAGAAAAAUACAGAUGAGGCGAAGGAAAAAAAAGUAGUAAAAGAUAUGCCAGAGUUAAAAGAGGCUGACAAUUCGGAGGAAAAAUCGGAAGAUGCUCGAGAAGAAGUUUUGCUAGACGAGGACGAGAAAAAUCUGGAGGAAAAUGCAGCUGAAAUCAGCGAUAACGCCGUCAAAUCUUUAGAAAAACCAACGAACGAAGACAGGGUUGAGAAAGUAGAGGACGAGGUCGAGCAUGCCGAGGAGUUCAGUGACUUGCCGACCCCACCACAGCUCCCGUCCACAACUGACGAUAACGAAGAUGACGUGCUGGAGAUCCAGACGUCGUUGGACGAUGUCCGUCAAUUGCAUACGCCAUCAUCCCGCCAGAGUACGCCCAAAUCGCGCAGUCGCCUCGAUUCCGGUGACUCCGAUUGCAGCUUUAAGUCCGCCAGCGAUAACGCCAAGCUGCUAGCUGGACAAGCCAUUGAGGAAACAGAGCAGAAAGCAAGCAAAGCGCCGAACGAUGACGAGGAUCAACAAACAGCAGCAACCAUCAUCGGUGAUCCCAUCGAUUCACCCGAACUGCCGGCCGAGCUUAUGACCCCGCCCUCGGCGCCCAGGACAGUGAAUGGUGAACCCACCAGCGAAUCCAGAUCAACGGCAACGACAUACUACUCGCCCAUGGAGGAUCCCAUGGCCACGCUAGAUGACGUCAUCAUGGACCAGCUAUCCGAACCCAACUUUCAGUUGAACUCCAGCCGCCAUGCCAUCUCGAGGGGUACACUGGACGAAAUAAUGACCGCGUUAGAAUCGUAGUAAGCUGGCAAAUUGCGCACCAAGUACAGAUAGACAGAUACAGAUCGAAACCGAAGCAUACACACAGACACAGACAUAGCUACAAACUCACACGCACACACGUAGGUUUAUUAAGGACCGAUUAAUUUGUACAUUUAACUGAAUUUAUAAUUAGUUCUCCCUACGAUCAAGAAGUAGUCUUACGUUUAUUUUUAAAGACAUAUUCAAUUUAUAUGCAAACUCACGUUGAAAAUACCAAAGUAUUUUUGCAAGAGAAAGCUAUUGGUGCAAACGUUAAUAUUUUGCACUUAUAUGAUUGCUAAAUUAGUCAGCAAAACAGGGACAAAAUUUAACACAGCUCACUCACUCAACUUGCAAAUGUGUGCGAUAGACCGUAAAAAUUAAUAUUUUAAUAUUAUUAACGGUUAAGCGGAAUCAGAAAAUCAAUUUUCAAUGUUUAAGCUACUUAAACAGAGCGUUACGUUAGUUUGACUUUCAAGAAUACGUAUUGUUCGUUUCUCAUCCUUUUUUUUUUUGACAACUUAGAUUUAAGAAACACUUGCGUUCAUGCACAUAUAUAAAUAUAAAUAUAUAUAUUUAAGUAUGGAUCGUCUUAAAUGUACUGUAAGUUCAAUGUAUUAAUGUACAUCAUCAUCAUAAAAUGUAUGUAUGUAAAAAGAAAACAGAUUAAAAAUGGAUAAAAUAUGUUGCCAGUUUUCAAUGGGAUUGGCUGAGAAACUUUUUCGAAAUUUGCCGCCAUUUGAAGAUGUUGCCACAUUCGAACAUUGACGUUGCCAUAUUGUGAAAAGUCUUGUACCGUUUAUUUUAAGCUAUGUAAAAAUGAUGUUAUUUUUAUUACCUAACAUGUUUUUUUUUUCACAGAAUAUUCUACAGUUAAUUUAUACAGAUUGAAUAAAUUUAAUGUGCUAGAAAGAG